This is a messenger RNA of Puccinia graminis f. sp. tritici CRL 75-36-700-3, 2101 nucleotides long. RefSeq lists its product as uncharacterized. Gene Ontology annotation, molecular function: DNA-binding transcription factor activity, RNA polymerase II-specific; RNA polymerase II cis-regulatory region sequence-specific DNA binding. Lineage: Eukaryota; Fungi; Basidiomycota; Pucciniomycetes; Pucciniales; Pucciniaceae. Bases 130 to 1812 code for a protein of 560 amino acids. The transcript is spliced from 4 exons. Gene Ontology annotation, biological process: regulation of transcription by RNA polymerase II. The record is from RefSeq and is a predicted model, not a curated record.
GACGACCAGAUGGUGGUAGCAGGCAGAAUAUCACACAACAUCUGCAAGUCAUCCAUCCAUACUUCAAUACGUGGGAUCUUGAAGAACCUCAGCUGAUUAAACUUCCAAGCACCGCUCAAGACCAACAAGAUGGCCAAGUUGACCGACCUGCCAGCCGAACUAGUUCACAGGAUCAUCGAGCACUUCAUCCAGUAUCAUCAGUGGGACCCACACGGCUACCAGGAUCAUGGCCUGCGCCACGACUACAACGUUCGAAUGGGAAGGAUUGGACAGAAACCGAGACCUCAUCGAGAGAACAGAGAUUCGGAUGGCAUUAGCACCCUGGUUCGACUACGCACCCAUCACACCGAGGAAACCAGUGAUGACGAGUCGCUGCAUCUUUCAUGGCCAGAUGGUCUCCCCUCCCAUCCCUUGUUACCGCUCGCCCUAGUCAGUCGCACCUUCCGACAAUGUGUCCAGGAGACGCUCUUCAAAAACGUGGCUCUAGUUGACAAAUGGCAGGCUUACUUGUUCUACCGAUCGCUUACUCGCCCCUCCCCACGAGAUGGACCAGAACCACAUAUGCUGGCUCCGAACGAAGCCAGCGAUGUGUCUCAGUCUCAGGAACGCAGCAUCAAAGUCGUCCCAUCGUCUGGAGUCAGCCCCCCUCGUCUGAACAGACUAGCCCAAUAUGUUCGCUCGCUUCAGUUCAUGUUUCGCAGUCCCCAUUUGUCUGGCACUAACGGCUCAAUGGCACUGAGGGGCAGUUCGCUGGUUUCUGACAUUCUCCGAAGUUGUCCUCACCUCGAAAAUGUUGCCAUGGUGUGUAAAUUCCUGACUCGCUGUAAAGAGUCCAUCCUGGAAGCCUUCGCAAGUAAACAGCAUAUCAGGGAGUUUGUUAUCGAGAACCACACCAAGGCCCCCCUGGAAUUCUGCUGGCUGGCCGAUGAAGUCGUCACGCGUUUAUUCUCCAAGUGGGAUUCACUGGAAACGAUCGAGUUCUAUCAACUCUCUGGGCGCCCGACCGAGGAAAUCGAGCGUAUCCAUCGAUCGAUACCCGUCUUGAAUUGUCAUCUGCAGAUGAUCAUCUUAACUAAGCCUGAUCUAGAUGGGAGGGAGAUUUCCUGGCUGUUAACGAGCUCUCGAGAGAGCAUGCGAACGCUGAAGAUUUUAGCACCAAGCGCGAAGCUUGACCGACCAGGCUUGUAUCGGGUCCUAAAAGAGCACACCAGUCCGGAUUUGGAGUCAUUGGCGAUCCAAGUGGAAGAAACUUGGCAUCCGAUCACCGCAGACCAGAACGUCAGAGGUUCUGAUGAUCCCACCAAAACCAACGGCCUGUUAGAAAUCGUUUUCAGGUCUUCGUCCGCCCUGAGGAAGCUCCAACACUUGUCCGUUAGUGGCCCUCUAGUCGACUCCAACUGCUUUGAUCUCUUGCCCCAAUCGAUCAUCCAGCUCAGCUUGGAUUGGCGUAUCAGCGGCCCUGCGUUCUCCAAGGCGCUAUCAAGCUGGAGAUUGAUCAAAGAUGAUCGGCUUCCUCCUGAGUCGUGUUCUCCCCCAUCUAACUUCUCCUGUUGCGGUGAUCAGUGUGAACCAUGGCUUGCCAACUUGAGAUGUUGCCUUGUCACCUCUGACAAGCGAUGGAGAGAUGAGGACCGAAAAGCAAUUAUCGAAGCCAUGGAUGCCCGAGGUGUUUGCUAUCAUAGCUCUUGGGGGGACUACUUUUCGGAUGAUGAUGAGAGCAUGUCUGAUGGGGAGUCGGUGGAUGAUGAAGCAACUGAAUUGGAAUAUGAGCAGGUUGGAUAUUACAGAUUGAUGGGCGACCCCGACCCGUGAUCGCUUUUCUUUUACUCUAUACCAUCUGGCCUUCUUUAAGCCUAGAAUGUAUAUCCACUUGUGGAUUGGUGGCAGAUGACUGGACAAGCAAAUCAUGAUAUCCAUUUGGCUUUUGGGGUCGGUAAGCUAGACAUCAAGCAAGUGACUCAUAAAAACAAUCACCAAACCAGUCUAAUUAAUACCUCAUAUCAUCACUUGUGCUAGAAUCUUUGAAAUCAUUCCCUUUCUCUUUGAGUCCCUGUGGUUCACUCUAUUGAUCAGCACCUCUUUGAGAUAAGCUCAAUACAAC